ACCAUCAGGCACAUCAUGGAGAAAGGUGGGAACAUACAGUUGGAGAUCCCUGACUUUAGCAACUCAGUCCUGAGCCACCUCAACCAGCUUCGUAUGCAGGGUCGUCUGUGUGAUAUUGUGGUCAAUGUGCAAGGACAGGCUUUUCGGGCCCACAAAGUUGUGUUGGCUGCCAGCUCUCCCUAUUUCCGGGACCAUAUGUCCUUGAACGAGAUGAGCACUGUCUCCAUAUCAGUCAUCAAGAAUCCUACUGUUUUUGAGCAGCUCCUUUCAUUUUGUUACACUGGGCGGAUAUGUCUACAACUGGCAGAUAUCAUCAGCUACCUAACAGCUGCCAGUUUCCUACAGAUGCAGCACAUCAUAGACAAAUGUACACAGAUCCUGGAGGGUAUACAUUUCAAGAUUAAUGUAGCAGAAGUUGAGGCAGAAUUAGGCCAGACAAGGACAAAGCACCAGGAAAGACCCCCAGAAUCUCACAGGGUCACUCCAAAUCUAAACCGCCCCCUUAGCCCACGUCACAAUACACCAAAGGGGAGCCGAAGAGGCCAAGUUAGCACGGUGCUGGACAUCAGGGAGCUAAGUCCCCCUGAAGAAUCAACCAGUCCUCAGAUAAUUGAGCAGAGUUCCGAUGUGGAGAGCCGGGAGCCCAUCCUUCGGAUUAACCGAGCAGGACAGUGGUACGUGGAGACUGGGGUAGCUGACCGGGGGGGUCGAAGUGAUGAUGAGGUGAGAGUUCUUGGAGGAGUUCGGAUCAAAACUGAGAAUCUGGAAGAGUGGCUUGGGGCAGAGAAUCAGCCCUCUGGAGAAGAUGGGAGCAGUGCUGAGGAGGUUGCCGCCAUGGUGAUCGAUACAACAGGCCAUGGGUCAGGAGGGCAAGAGAAUUAUGCCUUGGGGUCUUCAGCACCCAAGGCCACUCGGCCAACCAGCAGUGAAAUGGACAGAUUUAGCCCUUCUGGCAGUGUUGUCACCCUGACUGAGCGACACCGAGCCCGCAGCGAAUCUCCUGGGAGAAUGGAUGAGCCUAAACAACCCAACUCCCAGGUUGAAGAGUCAGCAAUGAUCGGAGUAAGUGGUUAUGUAGAAUAUCUUCGUGAACAAGAAGUAUCUGAGAGGUGGUUCCGAUACAAUCCCCGCCUCACUUGCAUCUACUGCGCCAAAUCCUUCAACCAGAAAGGCAGCCUGGAUCGCCAUAUGCGCCUACACAUGGGGAUCACACCUUUUGUCUGCCGUAUGUGUGGCAAGAAGUAUACCCGCAAAGAUCAGCUGGAGUAUCACAUCCGCAAACACACAGGCAACAAACCCUUCCACUGUCACGUUUGUGGCAAAAGCUUCCCCUUCCAGGCCAUCCUGAACCAGCACUUUCGCAAGAAUCACCCAGGCUGUAUGCCUCUAGAAGGGCCUCAUAGCAUCUCCCCUGAGACAACAGUCACAUCCCGGGGACAGGCUGAGGAAGAAUCACCCCCACAGGAAGAGACAGUUGCCCCUGGGGAGACUGCACAGGGAUCUGUAUCCACCACUGGGCCUGAUUGAAAGAUGGCAGGGGAAAGGGGGAGGGUCCUCUGCCCCCUUCUGGGCCAUAAGCAGCCAGCAUCUGGGCCAAGGGCUGGUUCUUGGAUUCACAAAAUGCCACCUCACUAGACAGGAAGAAGCUCCCAAGAUGUUGCCAAACUAGAGGAUUAACAAAGUACACAAAAAAACUCAAGGCUCUUUCCUUCCCUUCCCCCACUUCACACCUCAGAAAAUAAUUAAGCAAAACAGCUUUCUGAUUCAGGGAUCAACAGCUUUGGUUUGUUAAUUUUUUUAAGAAAAAUUUUUUAAGAAAAUCCAGGAUAAACUGUCAUUUAGUUACCAACCAUGGUUUCAACUCUGUGAAUUGGUCCAGGUGACUGACCUUGGUGGCUGUAAUGUCCCAGCUCCAGCAAGCACAGCAUUCAGGCUUCCGUCGUCUGGAUCAGCUACAGGAGAGGAGGAG
Trichosurus vulpecula (common brushtail) is the source of this 1969-nucleotide messenger RNA. It is a transcript of the gene ZBTB37, whose product is annotated as zinc finger and BTB domain containing 37. Lineage: Eukaryota; Metazoa; Chordata; Mammalia; Diprotodontia; Phalangeridae. Gene Ontology annotation, biological process: regulation of transcription by RNA polymerase II. The record is from RefSeq and is a predicted model, not a curated record. The transcript is spliced from 3 exons. The coding region runs from base 16 to 1527 and encodes 503 amino acids. Gene Ontology annotation, molecular function: DNA-binding transcription factor activity, RNA polymerase II-specific; RNA polymerase II cis-regulatory region sequence-specific DNA binding; protein binding.